AUGAAGUUUAUUGUUUUGUCUUUUGCCUCAAUGGCUGCUCUUGCUCAGGCUGCCUUUACUCCUGGUGCAAGCUUUGGUCUUCUCACUAUUCGAUCAGGCUCUCCUGUUCAUCUUACUUCUCCUUCCAUUUCUGACAACAAGUUGGUACUUGGUUCUAGUUCAGAUUAUUUUACUGGUACUUUUACUACCGAAGGCUAUGUCAAGGUUAAGGGAACCGACCUCUACCUUGCAGUUGCUUCGGAUAAGUCUAUUGUCCUUUCUUCUACUCCUUCUACUUUUGACGUUGAUGGAACUUACUUUUCUGCCGAUGGCACAGAAGGAUUUUCUGCCGUCCUUGAGAACAGCGUUUAUGCUUUAUACUCUGGUGAUGUUACUACUACUAAUACCAAAUACAAUGUCAUCUUUCGUGUCUUGUGGGAUGAGUCUUCUUCUGGUGCUUCUUCGGUUGCUUCUAGUACUGCUAAAACAUCAACUGUCGCUACCAGUUCUGCUGUUCACACUACCUCUGCUGCACACAACAGUACAGCUACACACACAACCUCUGUCAUUCAUACUACAGCGACUCCCAAUGCAACUGCUACCCACUCUCCUUCUCACAAUGCCACUGUUUCGCCUACAGUCCCACAAGUUAAUGGAGCCUCUUUUGGAGCUAACAUUAAUUGUGCUGUAGCUGUGGCUGCCGGUAUUGUUGGAAGUGUCCUCUUCCUUUAA
Molecule: messenger RNA, 711 nt
Organism: Magnusiomyces paraingens
Lineage: Eukaryota; Fungi; Ascomycota; Dipodascomycetes; Dipodascales; Dipodascaceae
Exons: 1
Coding region: 1-711 (236 amino acids)
Source: RefSeq, a predicted model, not a curated record